AUGCAGUUCCAAAAAACACAAAAUAUCAGUACAUGUGAAUCUCUGGACACAACAGUUCCAAAAACACAAAAUAUCAGUACAUGUGAAUCUCUGGACACAACACUUCCAAAAACACAAAAUAUCAGUACAUGUGAAUCUCUGGACACAACAGUUCCAAAAACACAAAAUAUCAGUACAUGUGAAUCUCUGGACACAACACUUCCAAAAACACAAAAUAUCAGUACAUGUGAAUCUCUGGACACAACACUUCCAAAAACACAAAAUAUCAGUACAUGUGAAUCUCUGGACACAACACUUCCAAAAACACAAAAUAUCAGUACAUGUGAAUCUCUGGACACAACACUUCCAAAAACACAAAAUAUCAGUACAUGUGAAUCUCUGGACACAGUACAUCUCUGGACACAACACUUCCAAAAACACAAAAUAUCAGUAUAUGUGAAUCUCUGGACACAACAGUUCCAAAAAACACAAAAUAUCAGUACAUGUGAAUCUCUGGACACAACACUUCCCAAAACACAAAAUAUCAGUACAUGUGAAUCUCUGGACACAACACUUCCAAAAACACAAAAUAUCAGUACAUGUGAAUCUCUGGACACAACACUUCCAAAAACACAAAAUAUCAGUACAUGUGAAUCUCUGGACACAACAGUUCCAAAAACACAAAAUAUCAGUACAUGUGAAUCUCUGGACACAACAGUUCCAAAAACACAAAAUAUCAGUACAUGUGAAUCUCUGGACACAACACUUCCAAAAACACAAAAUAUCAGUACAUGUGAAUCUCUGGACACAACACUUCCAAAAACACAAAAUAUCAGUACAUGUGAAUCUCUGGACACAACACUUCCAAAAACACAAAAUAUCAGUACAUGUGAAUCUCUGGACACAACACUUCCAAAAACACAAAAUAUCAGUACAUGUGAAUCUCUGGACACAACACUUCCAAAAACACAAAAUAUCAGUACAUGUGAAUCUCUGGACACAACACUUCCAAAAACACAAAAUAUCAGUACAUGUGAAUCUCUGGACACAACAGUUCCAAAAACACAAAAUAUCAGUACAUGUGAAUCUCUGGACACAACAGUUCCAAAAACACAAAAUAUCAGUACAUGUGAAUCUCUGGACACAACAGUUCCAAAAACACAAAAUAUCAGUACAUGUGAAUCUCUGGACACAACAGUUCCAAAAACACAAAAUAUCAGUACAUGUGAAUCUCUGGACACAACAGUUCCAAAAACACAAAAUAUCAGUACAUGUGAAUCUCUGGACACAACACUUCCAAAAACACAAAAUAUCAGUACAUGUGAAUCUCUGGACACAACAGUUCCGAAAACACAAAAUAUCAGUACAUGUGAAUCUCUGGACACAACAGUUCCAAAAACACAAAAUAUCAGUACAUGUGAAUCUCUGGACACAACACUUCCAAAAACACAAAAUAUCAUUUCUUCUAAAAGAGCAUUAUCCUCUUCAUCGACACCACCCCCUAUCACCAGAGACACUAAAAAACAGAAACAGUUACCUCUCACAUCAACCCCGCUACCCGAGAGUGUGUUCGGUUUCAAUUUAUCAUCACCAAUGACUACCACAUCACAAACUCUCCAGCAGGGAAUCCAACAUCCCCAGUCAGGCCUUCUACCUUUUCCACUACCCAGCUUUUCCGAUUCAGCAAACUUUCAGCCCGCCGAUCUCGGGGGUGCGAAGUUGUCUGAUAUUGAUGUCCAGCGGAUCGCCAUGGCUGUCCGUGUUCACAUGUCCAACGACCUGCAGUCCAUACAACAGAAUGUCCAACUAGUCGUACCACAGCAGAUUGCUCCGCUGGUAGAGAAAGUGGCAAGGCUUGAGGCUGAAAACGGUGAGCUUCGCCAUCAGCGUGAUGACCUGGAACAGUACGGGAGGAGAACACUCGUUCGCUUCUCCGGCAUCCCAGAGGAAUCAGGAGAGGACACUUCCGCUAUUAUCUUAAAGGCAGCAGAGGAAUGUGGCGUCGACCUCCCGCCAAAGGCUCUGGAGCGGUCGCAUCGAGUUGGCAAACCGGAACAUCGCGCGAUUGAGUUCCGUGGACGCCAAGUUUGCUCUGUUAAAAUCAAGCCGCGGUUUUCGCUCCAAAGACCCCUUUAA
Messenger RNA from Ylistrum balloti, 2115 nucleotides. RefSeq names its product mucin-2-like. The record is from RefSeq and is a predicted model, not a curated record. The transcript has 3 exons. Bases 1 to 2115 code for a protein of 704 amino acids. Lineage: Eukaryota; Metazoa; Mollusca; Bivalvia; Pectinida; Pectinidae.